UGUUUUUGGCUUCAUUUCUACAAUAAAUUAUAAAAUCGCAUGGUUUUGAGCUUGCGAUUGUAUAAUUGACAGCAAAGAUAUUUUCUCAUCCUAUGUUGUCUCCAUUUUGAAAAGUAAAUUUACUGUACAAAAUUCUGAAGAAUAAUAAAAAGUCAGUAAGUUGUUCGGUUGUUUUGAUGUAAACAAAAAAUUUGAAACAAAAUAUACAGCAAAACAAUAAAUAUUUCUAUAGAUUUGGAAGAAAAAGUAAAUGUCACUCUGCAAAAAUGAAUAUAAAAAGAUCGUCUGCAGUUGAAGAAAAUGGUGAAUUAUUUGAAAAAAAGAAAUUCGCCAAUCCACUUCAUAUACAAAGGCUUGAAGCUAGUUUGAAUAUGGGCUCCUUUAUGGCAUAUGCACAUCAUGUCUUAUCCCGACCAAUAGUAAGUGAUAGUGACUCAAAUGAUUCUGAAAAUGGUAAAGAAAUGCAUCAAGGUGAUAAAAUGGUUGGGGGAUUUAAACUAUCUAAACAAGAACGGAGAGCUGAUAAACUUCAAGUUUUCAAUUUCUCCCAAAUCGAUGCUGAACGUAAAUGGUUGCAGGAUGUGCUUUUAAGUGAUACCGAAAGUGAAUCCGAUAUUUCAGACGAAGAUGAUUAUAUUAAAAUUAUGUUAAAACAGCAUAUUAUGGAACAAAAAUUUAGAGAAAAAUAUUAUAAAAAGCCAAGUAAUUCUCAGUACGCCUAUUACGGUGCAGGUCUACUGUCAAAUUACGAUCAAUUUCCAGAUCAUCAGCGCUCAAUAGUAGGUCCAAGGAAACGUAGAAGAAAAGAACGCGAAAAGAAAAUUAAAGAACACAAAACUAAAAGUCAUAAGGAUAAAAAUGUUAAUAAACCUAACCAGACGGAACCAGGAGAAAUCGAUCCAAAUGAUAUUCCCGAUUUAGAUUGGGAAGAUUCAAGUUUACAAAUUAAGGAAGAAGUAGAUGACGAUGAUACUCAGGGCGGUUUAGGGCUCCCCGGCAGUGGAAGAGGAAGAAAGAAGAAAUCAUUAAAGAUGACUCCGGAACUCAUGGCCGUUAGGAGGCGGAGGGCUUGGCAGACAAUGGCAAAAAAGGAAUUAGGUAAAGUACAAAGAGCCAAGGUCAAUAAUCACAAAGAAAUGCUCCAAAGUUGUAAAAGGGUUGCUACAAUGUGUAUGAAAAUAACUCGACAAAAAGCCAUGGCUUCACAAAAACUUAUGAAAGAUUUAGUUUGGAGAGCAAAGAGAUUAACUAGGGAAAUGCAAGGUUAUUGGAAACGUUAUGAUCGUGUUGAAAGAGAAAAUAGACGCAGAAUGGAGAAAGAGGCUGAAGAACAGAGAAAGUUAGAUGUAGAAAUAAUUGAAGCAAAACGUCAGCAAAGGAAAUUAAAUUUUUUAAUAACUCAAACAGAAUUGUAUGCGCAUUUUAUGUCUAAGAAAUUGGGACACGGAACAGAAGAAGAACAAAUCAGAAUAUUGCAACAAUUGGAUGAAGAAUUGAAUCCAAGACUGGCAGCUAUUGACGACUAUGAUUCAGAUUUAAUGAAAUUAAAAGCUCAACAAAAUGCUGAAGAUGCAUUUAGCGCAGAAAAAGCUAGAACGCAACAAUUUAAUGUUGCAGCAGAAGAAAAAAAAGUAGCUCCGACCAUAGGUGAUGAUGGUAUCGCAGAACUUCCUCAGCCUCAUUUAUUUACAGGAACCCUUAAGGGCUACCAAAUAAAAGGUAUGACCUGGUUGGCAAAUUUGUACGAUCAGGGAAUUAGUGGCAUUCUAGCGGAUGAAAUGGGUUUAGGAAAAACUGUACAAUCAAUUGCUUUACUUUGCCAUAUAGCUGAACGUUAUGGAGUAUGGGGACCAUUUUUAAUAAUAUCACCUGCUUCAACUUUGCACAAUUGGCAGCAAGAAAUGCAAAGAUUUGUACCAGAUUUUAAUGUCGUUCCUUAUUGGGGUAACCCAAAUGAACGAAAAAUUUUAAGACAAUUUUGGGAACAAAAAGAUCUACAUACAAAAGAUGCAAGUUUUCACGUUGUGAUCACUAGUUAUCAACUCGUGGUUUCAGAUUAUAAAUAUUUCAAUAGGAUAAAAUGGCAGUAUAUGGUUUUAGAUGAAGCACAAGCAAUUAAAAGUAGUUCCUCGCAACGUUGGAAAUUGCUUUUACAAUUCAAUUGUCGAAAUAGACUGUUAUUAAGUGGUACUCCUAUUCAAAAUAGUAUGGCUGAAUUAUGGGCUUUACUGCAUUUUAUUAUGCCUACAUUAUUUGAUUCUCAUGAUGAAUUCAACGAAUGGUUUUCCAAAGAUAUCGAAAGUCAUGCUGAAAAUAAGACUGGGAUUGAUGAAAAACAAAUAUCGCGACUUCAUAUGAUAUUAAAACCAUUUAUGUUGCGCCGUAUUAAAAAAGAUGUGGAGAAUGAACUUUCUGAUAAGAUUGAAAUAAUGGUAUAUUGCCCGCUUACAACACGGCAAAAGCUAUUAUAUAUGGCAUUAAAAAAGAAAAUUAAAAUAGAAGAUCUAUUGCAUUGUGUUGGUGCUGAAGGACAUCACGUGGAUAAAAAUUUUACUUCAAAUCUUAUGAAUUUAGUUAUGCAAUUCAGAAAAGUUUGUAAUCAUCCCGAAUUGUUUGAAAGAAGAGAUGCAAAAAGUCCAUUCUCAAUGAAAUGUCAAGAAUAUAUUAUACCAAGGCUAAUUUAUGAUGAUGGAAUAUUAUUAACAUCUAUACCAAGCAGAAAGCAUUUACUAUAUAAUAGGUUUAGUAUAUUUAAAGCAGAACAUAUACAUAGAUCAAUUUUCGAAAAAUUUUCAACAGAUAAAAAUAUUAAUUAUAAGAAUUAUAUAGAUUUAAAUUUAAGUAGUUCAUUUUCGUGGUCAAGAUUUACGAAUCAUUCACCUAAAGAAAUAGAAGACUCAACCCUAAACGGACUUUUAUUACUGUUGGAAAAUGUUCGUAAAUUUAACGAAUUCCUGCCUAUCCUUGCAUAUCGCUAUAAUUGGCUAAAUUCACUUCGAAGCUCCAAAUAUUUAUUAUUAGAACCAACUUUUAUGAAUGUUUUAGAUAAAAGAUAUUUAGGAAAUAGUAUCCUGCAAAAUUUUCUAUUCACAUCGAUGACCAUUAACGAAAGUAUGGUUUACACCUUCGGAAGCUAUACAGUCCGAAAUAUGCAGGAAACGAUUGAACACAGAGUUAUUCGUAGUAGAAAUCGCAAUCGGGAGAUUGACUCAAAAUCUUUAAUAGAUUUUGUAGAUCCUGUUAAAACUGAAAUCAAAGUGGAAGAUGACGAUAAAUCAUUUAAUAAUGAAGACGUUAAAAACAUUCCCUCUCCAAACAAAGUUGGAAGACCACCGAAAUAUGCUGAAAAAUCGCCAAAAUCUCCGGGAGCUACAACUUUACUGCCAGAAUUUCCAUAUAUUCCCCGACAGCCAAAAACAUACGAAUGUGAAGGAAUUGUUUUGCCAAAAUUUUUGUGUAAUAUUGGUCCCAAAGUUCAAGCAUAUGGCAGAAGACCAUACUGUGAAAGUAGAGCUGCUGAAACUAAUUAUAUUCGUCACAUAACAUGCGAAGAUUUUGAAGGAAAAGAAUUAGUUGAUAAUAUUCUUGCUGAAUGUAAACCCGAUACAGGUUGGUCAUGGAUAACAAUACCGGAUAAACAAACAUUAAUAUCGGAUGCUGGAAAACUAUCUGUAUUAGAUAGCUUAUUAACUAGGUUAAAAUCACAAGGUCAUAGAGUAUUAAUUUAUUCUCAGAUGACAAAAAUGAUUGAUUUGUUAGAAGAGUAUAUGUGGCACCGAAAAUAUCGAUAUAUGAGGUUAGAUGGUUCAAGUAAAAUAUCAGCUCGUCGAGAUAUGGUCGCUGAUUUUCAAACAAGAGCAGACAUUUUUGUAUUUUUACUUUCCACUAGAGCUGGUGGUUUAGGAAUUAAUUUAACAGCUGCUGACACGGUUAUAUUCUAUGAUUCUGAUUGGAAUCCAACAGUUGAUCAACAGGCUAUGGAUCGGGCACAUCGUUUAGGGCAAACAAAACAAGUAACAGUUUAUAGAUUAAUUUGCAAGGGAACAAUUGAAGAAAGAAUUUUACAAAGAGCUCGUGAAAAGAGUGAGAUUCAAAGAAUGGUCAUAAGUGGUGGAAAUUUCAAACCAGAUACAUUAAAACCAAAGGAAGUUGUCUCGUUGUUAUUAGAUGAUGAAGAAAUUGAAUUGAAAUAUCGACAGAAAACAGAAGAAAAGAGAACAACUGAAGAAAAGCCUGGAAAAGAUGCUGAAAAGAAGAGAAGAAUUGUUAAGUCUGUUGAAUCUACAAGUAAAAAAAUUAAAAUUGAUGGUAGCGGUAAUGAUGAUGAAUCAAUUGAUGUUGGUGUUGAUAGUCCAGCUUUAAGUGAAAAAUCACAAAAUGGUAGUAGUGGAAAUGGUUGUAUAACUGGCAAUGAAAUUUUAGUACCUGGAGCAACAUCAUUUCUUAGUGGACAUAAUGAUGAUUCGAGUAAUGAAGGUUUAAUUGUUGACUGUGAUAGUCCUUUAAGAGGAAGUACACCAGUAUCAUUCGCACAUGGUCGUAUUCGAAGAAGACAUCAUCCACGUGGUACGAAACGUGGUCGACCACGUGGUUCUGGCCGUGGUGGUAAAACAACAAAUCCAGGACGUUCAGAUGGUACACCAGGUACACCAACAGGUAGUACAAUAACAUUACAAGUUCAAUCAACACCAGCUACCCCAACAGGUGAUUCAAAUAUAAGUGCCAAUGGUGGUGGAAGUGAACAAUCAUUUGAAACAAUUGUACCAGUAAUAAAACGUGGACCAGGUAGACCAAGAUUAAAGCCAGGUGGCCCACCAAACUCAGGAUAUAGAGGUGCACCAAGAACACGUAAACCGAUUGGUCCACUUGUAGUACCAUUAGGUCAAAGUCCUGGUGCAACACCAUUAACAAGAAGUCCGGCAAUGAGUCCUGCACCAAGUCCAGCACAUACUGGUAUCGGUUAUUAUCAACCGAAUGAUGAAGAUAUUUAAAUUUUAUUAGAUAAAUUAAAUUAUGAAAAUAUAUUAUGUAGAUUAUGAUUAGUUAAUAACUGAAAAGUUGAUUUUUUUUUAUGAAAGAAAAUAAGAAGUAAAACUUAAAGUUAAGAUAUUGAUGUAGUCUCAACAACAAAAAAAAAAAUUUUUAUUUAUGAAAAUAAUAGACAUAAACAAACCCUUUUGUA
Condylostylus longicornis is the source of this 5182-nucleotide messenger RNA. RefSeq names its product chromatin-remodeling ATPase INO80 (gene Ino80). Gene Ontology annotation, molecular function: DNA binding; ATP-dependent chromatin remodeler activity; ATP binding. Gene Ontology annotation, biological process: DNA repair; DNA-templated transcription; chromatin remodeling. The record is from RefSeq and is a predicted model, not a curated record. The transcript is spliced from 14 exons. Bases 267 to 4991 code for a protein of 1574 amino acids. NCBI's taxonomy places the organism in Eukaryota, Metazoa, Arthropoda, Insecta, Diptera, Dolichopodidae. Gene Ontology annotation, cellular component: Ino80 complex; nucleus.